This is a messenger RNA of Tribolium madens (black flour beetle), 3454 nucleotides long. Its product is annotated as 2-phosphoxylose phosphatase 1. The transcript has 5 exons. The coding region runs from base 697 to 2154 and encodes 485 amino acids. Lineage: Eukaryota; Metazoa; Arthropoda; Insecta; Coleoptera; Tenebrionidae. The record is from RefSeq and is a predicted model, not a curated record. Gene Ontology annotation, biological process: dephosphorylation. Gene Ontology annotation, molecular function: phosphatase activity.
AUAACGUUUGUGUUCGAUUAGAUGUUAAAACUUUCGGUUAAUUUCCUUCUGAAAGUUUCCAAAGUGAAUUGCGCAUCAUCUACGGAAAAACGUGCUAUUUUUAGAUGGAACGAUCGGAAGUACCGGCGCCAAGUACACAAAUGCGUCAUAAAUUACAUAAUGUGAAAAACUGGUUAGGUUAGGUUAGGGUUAAUACCUACCCCCCGGCAAUAAGAUGAAUAACGGAGUCUUUUUGAGACAUAUCACCCUUCAACUUGAGGGUUUCUCACUGUCACCACACUGUCCACUCGCAUGCCCACUGAGUCCGUCCCUGUAUCACCCUUAUUCGUGAACGUGACACUCGGCGCGUAGGCCUAAAUUUCCCAAAUUUAUUCGAAUACCGCACUGUUUUCGUCCCCCACCACCCGGUACCAUGCCGCGAUCACGUGGCCCUGUUUACCCGGUACCACUGCACCCCUAAUGACAGUAUUGACAACUGGGGAAAACCACCCUCGAUUGUUUCAUUACCAACCGUCCCCGAUGCACUGAAUUUCCGCGAUUUUUUUCGAUGCAUUCAGGGCGUGCUUUCUCCACGAGUUUGCGCACCCAACUGUCCACACGAACGCACAAUGUAAACAAGUGUUUGGCUUAUUUUUAGCUUAUCUGGAGGCAAUUACGUAAAUAAGCGAUAAGUUAGGUUAUGUCAGAGGCGGCUUGAUGACUUUCGAUGUGCCCAGGAUGCCCAACAAGGCCCUCCACUGCUACCUCCUGAUGAUCAUCUGGAUCCUUCUGUUGGUGGCAGGUGUUUACAAAUUCCUUGAACCGAGACAGAGGCCCCCCGAGCCGGCGGUCAGCGCCGAGCUGUUCCACAACCUCGCCAAUGAUAUCAAAACUAGGCGAAUUUUUAAAAUUUGCAACUUCCCCCACGAGAUCUCCGAUGGGGAUGAAGGUGUGGUCCAGAGCAAGAAAUGGGUAAUGACGGGAGUCAUCAUUCUUAUAAGACAUGGAGACAGGGGGCCCCUACAACAUGUUAGGAAUAUCUCCGCGGUCAAUUGCGGCUCGCAAGAAACAGAAAAAUUGAUUUCUUACAAGUCAUAUCUUCACAACGUGACAAUCUCGGGCCGCGCCCCCUGGACUGGCCCUGGCCCCUUCCACGACUUUCCACUGCUACCAACCCACCCUCGUCAAUGCCAACUGGGCCAACUCACCAUGCAAGGCAUCAGCCAACUCCUCAAACUGGGCCAAAUAUUACGUGAUUCUUACCUUCACGUUUGGCCGAAAAUCGCAACUUUAACACCUAGCGAAGUCCUGGUCUACAGUACCCGAUAUCGACGAACCUUCCAAUCAGCCCUAUCUUUCUUAUUUGCUUUAAUACCCACUGAAACAUUCACAAAAUUAUCUAUUUUCGAAAGUCAAUCAAUGAAUUUUUGUUUCAAAGACUGCGGGUGCCCCAUCACUGACAAAUUGUUAAAAGGGGUCAAGAAAUCGAUUUCGCACCAAUUGAAAUCUCACCCGGCUGUGGCCGUUCUUGCCGAAGCCACGGGAAAGUCAUUGUUUUCCACUGGGGCGGAGCAAGGGGCUCUUGGUGGGGACCCCCAUGCUGUCAGAGACGCUCUUCUGACGUAUGUGUGCCACGGUAGUGGUCUCCCAUGUGAAACCCCGACAAAUUGUAUCAAGCGACAGAACGUUGCUGGUGUUUUUGCUUACACAGAUUGGGUCAACUACCAGAAAUGGAGGAACGUAUUUUGGAAAAGACUGUGUCUUUUGAGGUCCUACGGGUUAAUAAGACACAUCGUGCAACAAAUGCUACACAUGGUGUCUAAUAAUGGCCCCUUUUUGGUUCUUUAUUCAGGCCAUGACCACACUGUGGAGCAACUCACCACAGCUCUAGGGCUUCAAAACGACCCGCUUUUGUUGCGGUAUGGUGCCAGGGUUGUAUUCGAAGUCUACCAGAACUACGAAGAAUCACAUAAUGGCGCCAAAGGUAUUUAUUUUCGCGUGCUAUCAAACGGUAGGGAUGUCACAAAGCAGGUGAGUUUUUGUAAAGAUAUAGUCUUCUUAGAAAAUAAAGUAAGUUUGUGUAAAAUCGAGGAUAUUGUGAGAUUUAUCCACGAUGAUUAUUUUGUUUCCUUAAACGUGACGAAUUUUAAGGAUGCCUGUAGUAGGAAUGAGUAGAAAUGUGAUUUUAAGUUGUUAUAUUUCUGAGACUGUGAUUAUGACAGACGUGUUUUCGUUUCGAGAGCAGUGGCGUAUCAAAAGAGAAAUAGAAAGGUCAUUGACGUAAAAAGGAAUGUCAAAUGUUGUGACCAAAGCACAAAAAAGGUUGUGAGCUUGUUCAAGAAAUGAAUUCACGGUCUCGAAGGGAUAUUUGAUUUCUUCAGUCUUCCCUGGUUGUGUUUUAUUUGUCAUAUUGGUCUUAUCAGUAUUUGUCGCUGUUAACAAGAAAUGAGUCUUUAUUGGUUGUGAAAUUACUGACAUUUUAUCUUGACUGGAAAUUGAAAUCGCGAACAAAAGUAAAAGAGGAAUUUGCUUUAAACGAAAGAUUUUGGUUGUCUAGGGUCUUGAUGAUACAGUACAUAUGUUUUUAUUACGCUUAUUUUUAUUAUUUUUCAAGAGGUAUGUUAUCUAUAAGAAAAAAUUCAUGUGAUGUAACUGUGAACAAAGUGUAAAUCCAUUAUUUAUUUUAAUCUACAUUUUCUAUUGUGAUGCUGAUUUAUUUUUAUCUUAUUACUUGAGAAAUAAAACUAGAAAUUUUGUUGUUCAUUAUUCCCGUUCCAAAUUUUGACUUUUGUUACAAAAAAAGUAAAAUCGUAUUAAAUCACGUGUUUAGCAAGUGACACUGGAGAUUCUUUUAUUUAUUUUUAAUAUUCUAUUGCAUAACUGUAGACGUCAACGAACGAGGUGUUUAUCUACAUAGAACUGUUAAUAAAAAUACUCGUUGAAGUUUCGUUAAUGACAAAAAUUUAUUGUUAUUUUAUUUGUGAAAUUUUUGUGGAAAUUAGGAAUAAACUUUUAUCUAAACUCAAACAACAAGCGUGGAUUUUUCUCUGAAGUAUGUAAUUUAAGUUUGCACUUGUUUUAUUGAUAUUGCUAUCUAAAAUCAACUUUCUUUUGAUAAGUGAUAAGUUAAUAUUUGCCCACAUUAUAUAACAAUGAUCAAUCUCGUGCAUCAGUAAACAUCGUACCACAAUCUGUUAAUUCGUAAAAUAAAACACAAAGUCGUUAUAUUUGUGUUUAUUCAAUGUCUCCAUAGAAUCAGUCUUUACUGCAAAAACAUGUAACUUUCAGAUGACUAGUGACUAGUAAUAGUAAAAACACGGCCAAGGUUUCUGUUUAUUUGAAAAAUCCAUUGCUUAACUGACCUACACCUUAAUGAGUUAUUUUUUGUGCAACUUAUAAAUCUAAAUAAUGCGAUAUGUAAAUAAGACAAACUUUAAUAAAAAAAAACAUAAGCGUAACAUUUGCUUUCAUUUCC